Eriocheir sinensis (Chinese mitten crab) is the source of this 1139-nucleotide messenger RNA. RefSeq lists its product as uncharacterized. The coding region runs from base 133 to 651 and encodes 172 amino acids. NCBI's taxonomy places the organism in Eukaryota, Metazoa, Arthropoda, Malacostraca, Decapoda, Varunidae. The transcript has 5 exons. The record is from RefSeq and is a predicted model, not a curated record.
GGCCAGGGCGGCGGCAGGUGGCAGUGUAGCGCGGGACGGCGGCCGCGAGGGAGGCCUGCAUCGCCUUCACCGUAGUGUUGUCCCCACGCGACUGCCCUCAACGCAAGUGACGACGACGACGAAAAAGAAUUGAUGAUGCGAGAACAACACGGCGGCAAGUUUGAUGCCGAGGAGUAUCUGAGGCUGCUGCAGGAGGCGGGGACGGAGAAGAAGCGAGGCGGCUGCCCCCAGAACCCCAUCAGGAGCCGCUUCUGCUCCUUCUCCAGCGACCCGGUGCAGAACGACUGUAUCUGGCGGGCUGUGGUGCGAGGAGAAAACGCUGCAUCGUACAGGAGGAAAAUAGACUACGGCUCCCUGCACCGGUUCUACCAGGAGACUUCAUGGCUCGGCAGCAGCAAUGCUAGUCUCUCGCUGACUUCCGCGGGUAGCCAAAGAGAAGGUGAUGGUGAUUCCUUCGAGAAGCGGCUGCACAUCAACUACGGUCACGUCACACAGGGUCCCCCGCCCCCGACUACUUCCAGCGCGGUCAUCGGUUGGCGCUCAUCGCUGCCAGAACUUCGCCUAGAGCGCUAUGGAAAUAGGCCUCGAAGGUGUCCCAAAAUAGAUUCUUCAAACACUGCUGGGUCCUGCUCCGUCUCACUUACGACAUAGACGCAAGACAACACAAGCGUAUAAAUAUUAUAUCUGAUGGGCCUGAGAGUGAUAUAAUCUGCCAAACAAUCACUGACAGCACCCACAUUGCAUUGUCAAUUACGUUAAAUUUUUCAGUACUGGAAACUAACACCCUUGCAAACAUGUGUCAAAAGGUGAUUAUCGACACAAACUCAUAAAUAAAAAAUAAAAAAAAUAUCGGUUUAAGGCUAUUGCCACUUUGGCACUACAUUAUUAAUGUCAUGAAUAUAAAUUGAAAAUGUUAUGUGCCAGACCCAAAGCGAGAUGGUUUGUUAUCAGUUUGGAAUGCGAACAUUUUGGAGAAAUAAAAAUUCUAGCAGUAACAUAUAAUUCAUAGUAACGAAGACUGAUGAUUCUUUAAAUGUGUGUGUGUGUGUGUGUGUGUGUGUGUGUGUGUGUGUGUGUGUCCACACUUUGCAAAAGGAAUAAAGGCAUCACCUAAGGGUUAUCCGCACUAUUUAUUUUAC